GCUCGUCGCCCGCCGCCAUUUUGACCGGUGAGGUGAUCCGGAGGCUGCGGCGAUGGCGAAGGACGCGGAGCGGGCCGCGUAUGACUUGCCGCCGGGCGACGCUCCGGCGUUCGACGGCCCGGCGCCCUCUUCCGGCCCGAACCCCUUCAUCGAGAAGCUCUUUUACUACGCGGUGGACAAACCGGUCACGCUGUACAGAGAAUGGAUUGAGCGCCAGCGUGCAAGUAACAAGAUUUAUUACUAUCACCGGGUGUUCCGCCGUGUGCCGGACAUUACAGAAUGUUUAGAGGAUGACUACCUGUGCAUCUAUGAAGCAGAGAUGCAGUGGAAGAGAGAUUUACAAGUUGACCAGGAAAUUGUGAAAAUAAUGCGGGAGAGGCUAGGCGCUUGCAGAGUCCGGGAAGGCGUGAAUGCCAAUGAGAAUUGUGCAAAGGAUCUACAGCAGUUUAAAGAAGUGGCCAAAGCUUACAGGGACCGAUAUGAUGAACUAGGUGCUUAUGGAACUGCUCGCAGGUGCUUAAUGAAGCAGAAGCAUCGGAUGAUUGCAGAAAGGAAAGCCCAAGCCAAGGCAGAGGCGUAGCCAAGAAAGGGAAUGAGCUGCACGUUGAUGGGAAAUCAAGUUACAGCACUGGUGCAAUUCCCUGAAAGAUAAGACUUAAAUACAUCUCAGCUGGAAAGCAAAUAAAUAUAUAACCUUACCAUUUCCUUUAUUUUUUUGUAUAAAGCAAAGAUGUUUCAGCAUA
Messenger RNA from Python bivittatus (Burmese python), 743 nucleotides. It is a transcript of the gene NDUFB10, whose product is annotated as NADH:ubiquinone oxidoreductase subunit B10. NCBI's taxonomy places the organism in Eukaryota, Metazoa, Chordata, Lepidosauria, Squamata, Pythonidae. Gene Ontology annotation, cellular component: respiratory chain complex I. The record is from RefSeq and is a predicted model, not a curated record.